Tetranychus urticae (two-spotted spider mite) is the source of this 1421-nucleotide messenger RNA. Its product is annotated as dual specificity protein phosphatase 21. Gene Ontology annotation, biological process: protein dephosphorylation. The record is from RefSeq and is a predicted model, not a curated record. Lineage: Eukaryota; Metazoa; Arthropoda; Arachnida; Trombidiformes; Tetranychidae. Gene Ontology annotation, cellular component: cytoplasm.
UUUUGAGCAUUUUUUUCACCUGUUAAAUUUACAGGAUAAUUAUUCCUGUUAGUAAUCUCUCGUACAAUAUUUUUAAUUGUGUUAUGCUUUUUGUUUUUAAUCGUUUGUUUAGUAUUUAGUUUUAUUAAAUUUUAAUGAAUAAUCCGGAAAAGGACAAAACGUCGUCCCCACAGCGCCAUGGGCAAACACAAUCUCAACAGACUCAAGUUGGAUCCAACGAUCAAGAAAAUUUACAACAAUUUAGUAUCCUGUUGACUCCAGCUUACGCUGCAUUUUCUCAAAUUAUUGAUGGAUUAUUUCUCACUGGAGUUGGUGGCAUGACAUUUGAUAAUUUUCGCAAAAACAAAAUCACCAAUAUUAUCAACUGCACACGUGAAGCACCUAAUUGGCGUCUACCCGGAGUUGAAUGUUUUCGAAUUGCCGUUGAUGACUCGCCGACUGAGGAUUUAUUAUCACAUCUGGAUAGUGCAACUGAUAAAAUAUACUCAAUUCUUUCUAAUGGAGGUCGAGCUGUGGUGCACUGUGUGGCUGGUGUUUCCCGCUCUGCAUCUCUCGUUAUCGCCUAUUUAAUAAAGUACAAAAAAAUGACCCUCCAUGAUGCUUAUAACCAUGUCCAAUCUCGACGUCGAGUUAUAAGACCAAACAAUGGAUUUUUCAAACAAUUGAUUACAUUUGAGAAAAAAAUCUUAGGCAGCAAUAGUGUCAAAAUGGUGACUCUUCUGAGAGAUGACGUUCAAAUAGAAAUUCCUGACUUUUUUGAAAAAGAACAUAAAAGAUUUGUUAUUCUUGAAACGCUCAAAGUCAAAGCUGCUAAUCUUAGAACGGCACAGUCGGCUACUCCAUCUACUAUGGCUUCUACUUCUGAAAAUUCUAACUCAAUUGUUACAAAUGAAUCAUCAACGCCUCAAAAUUCAGCCCAAAGUUCAAAAGAAUCUCCAACUAUUAACUCAUCAUCUACAGUUUCACCUGAAGAGGAAAAAAAACUCACCGAUUCAUCAUUAGAUCAUAUUUCUAAAGAAUAAUAGAGUCAUAAUUUGCUCUCAUAAUUUUAGACACACUCAACAAAUUUUAUUCUGGUUAAGAUUGACGAUCUGAAUCAAGACUGCUUUUCUAACACAUUUGCAAGCAUUUUGGACAAAUUACCACGAUUCUUUCCUCGAAUCGACUCGAUUCUAUUUCAUAAUUUAUUGUGAUAAAUGCACGCCUUAGUGAAAACCAAAACUAGAAUCAUUGUAUUUCACCUAUAUUUCAUUAGAUACGAACAAAUUCAAAAAUCGCUGAUUAUUGGUUGUUACAUUGUAAUUUGUCAUUGGGUAAGAAAUAAGCCCAAUACGGAAUUGGAAUGCAAUUGGUCAGUAUCUGCAAAACAUGAAUGCAAGUAUUUCAAUUAAUAAAGAUUAAAUUUUAAAAAGUCUCCGUUC